AUGGACUAUUCACAGCUUCGCGCCGCUGCUUUGCAGAACGGCGAGGAUGAAGAAGCAGUCACCGUCGAUACCAGGGCCCUGAUCGACAAGGUCCUGGCCAGAUACUCCGGAGAAUGGACAACGCUCAGAGAACUUAUCCAGAACGCCGCCGAUGCCCAGGCAACCACGGUCAAGAUCAAAUGGGAGACGAUACCCUCCGUCAGUGUUCCGGCUCCGCAUACCAUGGACCCCUCCGAGCUUCUCAAGCACACCCUCACCCACCACACUCUCCGUCGCCUAUUAGUCCAGAAUGAUGGUCAACCCUUCGCCAACACAGACUGGGCACGCUUGAAGAGGAUAGCGGAGGGCAACCCGGAUGAGACCAAGUGCGUCUUUGCCGAUUGCGAGGAGCCAUUCGUCAGCUCAGGAAAGGAAGCCAUGGCGUUUUACUGGAAGGGAAACGCCCUCUUCACCAGGAAGCUACAGCUGCCGGUUGAACAGCAUAGUCAGGAGACCGCCUUUGUUCUCGAUUACCGGAAUACAACAACACCUCUGCCUAACUUACUCUCCGUCAGCCAGUUCCUUGGAACCAGUUUGACGUUUGUUUCCCUGCAGAAGAUCGAAUUCUGGAUCGACGAUUGGAAAGUUCUCGCCCUGCAGAAGAAGUCAUCACCUAGUGCUCAGAUUUCUAUCCCCCGGGACCUUGAAACUAGAACCAAGGAUGGUCUCAUGAAACUCACAGCAGCUGAACAAACCAGCACUCAAAUCGAUGCCAGUUUUAUGAGUGUCUUGGGCUGGAAGCCUAAGCCAGCGGCAUCGUCAAACAAGUCAACCGAAUCUGCUUAUACACCAGAACCUUCUGGGCUGAAGGGGUUCUUUUCGAGGCUUACUUCGUCUGCCGCUCAGACGGCACAGCGCACAAAGGCGGCAAAGGAAGAGAAGGAAAUACAGGAAGCGAUAGCCGAGGACCUCACUGCCGUUUCUACCUCCACCAUUUUCCUCCGCAUCACUGCAGCCCAAAUAGCCACCAGUGUUUCCUCUUCGUUUGCAGCUGAACUGGAGCGUGCAACAAAGAAGCCUCCACCAAAAACCACACGGAUUGCUCUCCUGACUUCAUCUUACGAUGAGACUGUUGCUUCUGAGGAGUCUACUGCCUCCAACAAGGCCGCCAAGGCCAUCGAUAUCUUCUCCUCUGUGUUACCUAGCAAGAAGCCUGGUGGGCGUGUCUUCAUCGGCUUCCCAACCACCCAGACCACUGGUGCCGGCAUGCACAUUUCUGCACCUUCAGUCAUCCCGACCGUGGAGCGCGAAGCCAUUGAUUUGAAUGCUCGCUGGGUGCGAACAUGGAACAUCGAAAUGCUUCGCGUGGCAGGCAUUAUUGCAAGACUCGGCUUCGUCAAUGACAUGUCAGACCUAAACGAGAAACUGAAGAGGAUCUCCAGUUCCAACAACAGCAAAAAGGGCUCAGGAUAUUCUCCUGAGGACGUCCAGAAGUUUGUGCCGGAGGCUCUCCAUAUCCUCAAGACCUACUCGUUUGAGGACUCUACUCCGAGCGCCCAGGUAGCCAAAAUCAUCGAGGAAGCCUUCUGGACCUCUUACCGGAAGGCUUCUAUUGAGGUUUACUCUUCUCAAGGUGUCUUGCAGACGAACAAGGUCCGGCUGUUUUCUGAGGAUUACGCAAAGUUUCUGAGCGGAAUCCCGAUCAUACUGAAGGACAUGCAAGCCGCACCGUUUAUUCAGAAACUGAUAGACUAUGGGCUGCUCGAGCAGAUUACUGUCGAGGAUGUCGUGAAGGAGCUAGGCUCGAAGGCUAUGGAUAAACAGCAACUUCAUCAUUUCGUGGCGUGGCUAGCCAAGACUGCCGCUUCGGGUAAUAUGAAGUACCAUGAAAUCCAGCAUGUUCUUGAUGUUGCUGUGGCUACAGUUUCUGAGGAUGGGAAUGGUGGUGAAAUUAUUGCCUUGGGCUCCAUCAAGAACUAUCUCAACAACAGGAUACCAGCUACACUACCUAUCCCCCCAACCACAAUACCUGUCGCCUUCACAGCCAAUAUUCCUGAAGUUCAGCUACAGUCGAUUGGCUGGGAGCCUCUAGGUAUCGUUCCUUGGCUUAGGUUCUUGAUCGCAUCUGGAUCUAGCAAGGAUGAGGAGCAUGAUCUUACAAAGUCAAGCAAGUUCUCUGUACAAGUCCUUUCGGUUCUUUCAAAGAACUGGGAAAACUUGAACCCUAGCGAUAAGUCAUCCGUGGUGUCAGCCUUGGAACAUCUGACCAUCAUUCCCACAAAGCUGGGCAUGCGCAAGCCCAAGGAGUCUUUCUUCUCUAGUGUCAAGCUUUUCCACGAUCUUCCGACCAUCGAGGGCUGUGACAAACUCAAAGAUAAGUUCUUGGUGGCUUUGGGAGUUCGCAAGACUCUUGACUUGGAAACCAUCUUCACCAGGCUAUUGAAUCCCGCACCUGCCGCUGAGGGAGAAGCUGGGGCCAAGAAAUGGAGUCAUGUCGAGCUUAUCAAGUACCUUGCUUCGGUAAAGAACGAUAUCCCGGCUGAGGACAUGAAGAGGCUCAAGCAGUCCAAGCUCUGUCCUGCUGAAGAUCGUACCUCGUCCGGGGAACCAGAGUCUAGGAAGGGUACCGAGAAACUCUACAAACUGUCUGAGCUCUACGAACCCAAGGAUUCUCUGCGGCUCUUGCAACUCCCAACUCUCCAUUGGCCAGGCGUCUGGAAGGCGAACAGCCCGGAGGGGGCCUUCGUUUUCUCGCUCGGGUUGCGUCCUUAUCCGGCAGUCCCUGAGUUGAUCGAGAUGAUGGCUUCUUCUGAUGCGGACAUUCGGAAGAAUGCCAUGGCGUACUUCAUCAAUAACUAUCAACUCAACCAGUAUGGCACUUACAAUCUGUCUAGGAUCGACAAUACCAUCUUGCCGCUCCAAGGUAAUGAGAAGAAGCUUGUCCGCCCUUCCGCGUGCUUCACGAAUCCAGAUGCUGCAAUUCUCGGUUACGACAUCCUGCGAAGAGACCUUCAUGACCAUGCCAGCAAGUUUGGCGUCGCGCGUGACCCAAGCAUUCUGGAGUGCGUUGGCAGGCUAAUCGCUAAUCCACCCAAGGAUCACCAGGAAGCCGUCAGGGUGUUUAGCUAUUUCACAACCCGUAUUGCAGAACUGGGUUUAUCUCACGUUGUUAAAAUUCGGAGUUCUGCCAUUAUCCCCGUAACACGACGGAAAGUGUCCGGCGAGAAGGGUGAAACCAAGGUCGUCUACAUCACUCCUCCGAACUGCUACCUUGGAACAUCCUCUACCUACGGCGAUAUUUUUGACUUUGUCGAUUUCGGUCCCAACGCCAACGUGUUUCUUUUCAAAUGCGGUGCGAAGGAAGAACCAACCAAGCCGGAGAUUGCCCUUAUGGCAUGUAGCGAACCGGCAAGGCUCUUGAGCACCCUGCAGAGCUCGGAGAAAUAUCUUACUCUCCUCCGGUCUCUGGCAGAUGAGAUUAAUAUUCUCAAGAAAGACAAGGAGUUGUUCAAGAAGAUGACUUCAUCUGCCUGGCUUCUUGGCUCCCGCGACAUCUCCAACACCAAAGAGGAGCCCGACUCGGGCGAUUAUGAUGCGCCUAUCAAGCAGUAUCAGCUCGCCUCACCUCAGCAGAUCACGAUCUUGGACGAUAUUAUCUGCUACCGUCUCUUCAAGGACUCGUUGCUUUUCGCACCCGAGGACGACGCUCUCGAGGCCUUUUACGCGGCGCUGGGGUCCGAGGAGAUCAGCAGCAAGGUUUCAAUGGAGCACAGAAUCGGCCCUGCCGCCGAGAAGCAGGAUAUUGCAGCCACCAUGCGCAAGCUUGUCAUUGAGCGCUCCAAGAUCUUCUUGUUCGAGUACUCCAAGUACAAGAAGUCCUCCAUCAAGCACAACGCACAGUGGUUGGAGAAGAACUUGCAGGUCAAAGCCGUCACCUCCUUGGCUCUUAGACGAUCACUCAAGGGAUAUAACCAGCAACACACUGAAAAGCGCUCAGCGGCCGCCGUGUACAGGGACGGCAACUGGAUCCUUUACGUCUCGACCCACAGCCGUCCCGACUUGUACCAGGUUGGACAGGCUAUCUGCACGAUGUUGCUGAGCCGCCAUGGUCAGCAGGCUUACUUCUUCAUCGAGCCAUUCCUCAAGCUGGACCUUUUGGAGCUCCGCGCGCGCGGCUACAACGUUGACCGCAUUCUCAGAGCAAAGGCUGCAGAGGCCCGGAUCGCCGAGGAAGAGAGACGCAAGGCGCUUGAGGCGGAAGAGCAGAAAAUCCGUGAACGCGAGAAGGAUUGGGCACAGCAACAGGUAGCGACUACCGCCGAUACUACAGUUGCCAGAGCCCCUCAAACCCCUCAUCAACCCGACCAGCCUCGGAUGCCGGGAGGCUUUGAUGAUUCUCCUGAACAUGACCCGGCUCCUCAGCCUCUCAAGAGGUUCGGAGAUCUCUUUAGUGGCAUCAAGAAGCAACUCGGCCUCGAGGCUGAUGAUGAUUCAAACAAGCCGCCUGCUCAGCAACCCGGUACUCGUGCACCUGAGCAAUUGGGAUCUGGUAGCGGCGGCGUUGGCGGCAGCAGUGGCACUGGCAGCGGUGGCGGUACCGGUACUGGUGGCAGCAACAACGACGGACGAGUGACCUCGCCUGCAGUUGUCCAGCAGAACUUGCUCAGUGCCAUCAAGUCCACCCGCGCGCACGAUUCCUCCGGUGUCUUCGCCCCUCCUACUCAGACAGAAAUCACCGAACAGUCCACCUACUGCGACUCCACCCCGGCCACCAACAUGAACUUCGUCGCCGAAGCACCGGGUGGCAUGCGCGUCUUCCUCGCCAAGGACGUGUCCGUCAACCCGGGCCAAUUCCUCAGCUCCAACAUCGCCGGCAUCAGCAAGUUCGAGACGCUCCUCAGGGACGUGGCCAACGUGUAUAACCUGCCUACCCACUCGCUGCAUAUCUACUACGAUGAGCAAGGGCCGACGAUUGCGUUCAACAAGAGCGGCAGUAUCUUUUGCAAUUACCGCUUCUUUUCCCAGCUGCAUCUGGCCAAGUUGACCGGUGCUGCUGGUGGCAUAAGCAUGGGCAUGGGCAUGGGUAGAGCCGAGGCGACGGUUUGGUGGUGGGUCACCAUUGCGCAUGAGUUGGCGCAUAACCUUGUUAGUCCUCAUAACUCUGCGCAUAGUUAUUAUACCGAGUCCUUCAUCCAAGAGUACUUUGGCAAAAUGAUGGCCAUGACAGCUAUGUGGGCAACCCAGUCGCAGUCGCAGUCGCAGUUUCAAGCAAGCCUUCCAGCACCACCACUACCACCUCCUGGACAGCAGCACGGAGCCAAUGUCUUGGGCAGUAUCUCUGGCAACCCUUUCCAUACGGCGCAUGACAGCCUUUCGUCUGUGGCUGCUGGUCGGGGGCAACAGGGACAUCAGGAGCCUCCACCGCCUUAUGAGAGGAACUUGACUGGAGUUCAAGGCCAGGGGCAGGGACAUGGGAAUCAAGGGUAUCGUAGUAUUCUUGAUUAA
Molecule: messenger RNA, 5484 nt
Organism: Sordaria macrospora k-hell
Lineage: Eukaryota; Fungi; Ascomycota; Sordariomycetes; Sordariales; Sordariaceae
Source: RefSeq, a predicted model, not a curated record